GACUAGAAGGAAAAACAAAAUGGGCAAUCUGAGCAAACUCUGAGUAAAUAAUUGUGUGUAAAAAGGGAUAGAGUGACGAUUGCAUAUUAGUUAUAAACUUGAUGGAGAACAAAACAGUGAAAAAAUGGACUACUAACUUUGAAUGUAGACAGGCUUCAGCCAAGACAGUAGGGUUUGAGACCAACUAACGUUAGGCACCCUGGCAACGUCCGACGCUUCAAAUGUAUUAUGUUUAAAAUGUUGUAGCCUUUUACCACUGUACUUCAAUUGGAGACUAAUUCAAACUAGACUGCUGCAGGAAAAAACUGAAGAUGAGUUUCGAGGCAAAGCGUUGUGGAGUUCAGUUCAGUCCUCCCUCCAUAGUUUUAAUUUAUCAACACAAGGAAACUAAACAUAUGCGAAAAAGAAUAAUACCUGUGCGCAACUUCUCAAAAUAUUCUGAUUAUAGCAUGGCUGCAGAAAGUCUGAAAAACCACCCUCGACACAGAGACUACCUGGAGGGUGUAUCCCAGAGCCAACUGGAGAAGCUUCACAUCAUCCUGCGAGAUCACAUGCAAGGCUUCAGCUUGGAGCACAGCCUGGCAUCGUUCCGCCUGGACCCUGAUGAAGACCUGAACCAACUGGAUGAUGAUAAACUGGCUCGCAAGAAGGGCCAAAUGGACGAACUGUUCGAGAAGAACCGGAAACACAAGGAUGAUCCUGACUUUGUUUACGACCUUGAAAUGGAUUUCACCAAGACCACCCAAGAAAGGUGCAGCUGGGAUGAGGAGUCCGAUGAUGGAUUUUAAAACUGUUCUCUCUUUGACCUUUAAAACUGCAAAUCACCAAAGAAACUGAGGCUUUACAAGAAAUCUGAGACAGCUGAAGUUUACAACUACCAUCUUAAGUUAUACACAGUGGUUAACAUGGGGGAGCUCUUAAGGAAAUAUGUUCUUAUAUUUAGUUGAGUAUACCUCACUCCUAUUUUGGAAGUAUACAUAUCUAACACUAAGGCUACAGCUCUGUUAUAAAUUCUACCUUCAUGCAAGAUAUACAGUAAUAAUACAUCAGACUUAUUUAGUGCUUAUUCGAUUUUGAAGAUGCCUAUAUACUUUGGGAUAAGACAAAAUAAUAAUAUAAAGUGGUAUAAAUAGGAAAACCUUACGUUUUGGCAGUGACAGUUAUAUUGCUUGUCAUUUCCCCAACCUGUUGACAUCAGUGAGGGUAGACAAAAUAUUAGUCAGUAGGCAUCCAAAUGUCCAUUAAAUUGACCUUAACAGUUCCAACAAAUAAUGACCACUAGAUCCUUCAUAAAGGUUUGCUUAUGUACUGUUGUAUUACAUUUCAUUUGUUGUUAGACAAACCCAUUAAAAUGGCAGGUUCCCAUGAUCUUUGCAACAAGUACAGCUUUUGAUAGUAGAAGGGGACAGUGGCUGAAAAGUAGAAUUAAGACUUGAAAUACAGAAAGACAUUUUAGUAUUCAGUUAACAUUUGACGCCAUUAGCAGACAACAGCAGUAAAGACAUACCUGCAUUCGGUACUACUAGGGGAUAUACCUUUUCACAAUUAAAACACAAUCAAAAUAAAAUAUGCUUCAUUAAUAGUGAAUAUUUAUUUGUUAUAAAAUACAGAAUUUUACAAAAUACAAAGACUUUGGCUCGUGUAUUUGUGGCUUACACCUACGCAAGUGAUAUUCACAGUUGAAUACGAAAGAAGAUGCUAAAAUCCUAUUAAAUACAAUUUGAGUGUACACCAAUACAACAUAUAUAUAUAUAUCUUUGGAAAAACUGUGCCCACAAAAUAUUGUCUCGUAUCAUAAAAAACAUAUGUAUACAUUUCUAUAUGGUUUGAAGUGACGCACUAUGGCACAUUUUUAAAUGAGAUAAACUAUAUCAUAAAAUCUAUCCUGCAGCUUUCAACCUCUUCAGGGAAAAUGUUCAUUCAAAGUGCAUAAAACCUCAUUGGCUGACAUGAGACACUGACUGACUGUCCAUUAGUACCACUUUACAUUCAAACAUGUCGCAGGUUCUUUGAAAAUCAAUCCAAAACAAACGUACAUUGAUUUCUCGUUUGGUUUAGGAUCAACAAAACGUAAUUUUUUCACACUGUUAUCAAUUGCAGUCAUUUAUGCAGUGCUGAUGUAUUCCCUUAGGAGGCAACUGAAAAUAUGACACAUCAUUCCUUUUCCACCAACUUUUGGUAAGGUUUUAAGGUGUUUAAAAUUGAAAAUUUCAGCAGGCUGUUAAUUUGUUUAAAAAAAUAGUUAUUUAUAAAAUUGAUAUUUCAAGUAAGCUCAAGCCACAAUCCAAGAUUUCUGAGUACGUUAGUAACGAUAAUAUACACAUUUUAUGACUCAAGAGGAAGGACUUUCUGAUUUGUAAUAAUUUGUUCACCUUUUGACUCCACUGCCCGGAUCAAAUUACACUGAGUGCACAGAUCAUAAACGGUUUAAUUGAUGAAUAAUGGGGCCAUAGGUAGAGCUAUAAUCAUAAUUCAUAUUAUACCUUUACAAGCUGUGUAACCCACAAAGUCUAUGGAGAGUUGUAGUAUCUGAAAUAUAUAUACAUUACACUAUUAAAUGGAAAAUUCAUCCCAAAUCAAAAAAACAAAAAACAUGUUUCACUCUUGCGUUAGUUAUAUUUAUCCAUCUAGAUUGUUUUGAUGCGAGUGUAAGCUGAACAAAUCAAGCAAUCUGUUCCAUUUUCUGUCCACCGCAUAAAAGAAAGCGUGGAUUUACUCACAAAUGAGGCUCUGAGGAGGCAGCUAAUAAUACAGCUAAGCCAAAGAGGACGCUAAUGAUUUCAAGCUGUCACAACAACGGUGUAGUUGGAUACAACGAUAUCUCUAUGGAAACCAAAACAAUCUAGAUUGAUGAAUAGCACUAACAGUAAGAGAAAACAAUGAGCAUGUUUGACUUUGGGAUGAACUAUCCUUUUAACCUACACAAAAAUACAAACAUUAACAGUCAAGCAGUUAGAAACCUCAUUUCUUCUUCUUGUCUUGGGUGCACCUCGGACAAAACCUGAAAGAUUUGAGAGGGGAGGGUUAAAUAUGUUAGAACAUGGAGCACAAACAUGACUCACAUCAAUUAACGAUGAUUGUGUUUUUUUCAACUCUAGGCUAACAUCCUGUAACCGAUUAAAAGCUCUUACCAUUUUCCUUUUGGUUUCGAUGCGAGAUCAACACAAGCAAAAUGAAACCAUUCAAUCGGACACUAAGGAAGGAAAAACACUGUCAGUAUGAACAAUCUCUCGUCAAAACAUGCAGUGAAACUGGUGUUGCUAUUAGGGAAAUGUCAGAUUUCCUUAAGCGAGAAAGAAGCUAAAAAAAACCUGAAAACCUACAUCUGGGUUAUCGCAUCCAAUCAUCUCUCCGUAUGACACCUGGUGGCACAGGCAGUAGGUCGGCUCAUUGGGAUCAACUGGCAUGUCCAAAACGUCUGAUGGUUGCAUCGGCAGGAAAGCGUCGCUCAAGUCGGGGCUAGAGUAUAAAACAUAGAGCAUGGUUAGAGUCAAACAUGAUUUAAUAGGGGGGAAGAUAAUUAAUUAUGUGUACUCUGAAUUAAAACAGGAAUGAAUUAUACAGGCUUGAUACAAAUGUAAAGUGCAGAACCUUUGCCCAAAAAGUACCUGUUUUUUAUCUUUUUCUUUUUUGGAGAAUCUUCAUCAGAACAUUUCUUUGCUCUUCCUCUUGAUGCACGUUUCUCUUUCAGCCCUCGUGAUUCACCCUCUGUGAAGAUGUUGUAUUAAAUUAACAAUUGUUCAUCGCUUUGUUUAGUCGUAUGGGAAAGCCUUUCAGAUAACCAACAUACUUUUCACUGCUCUUCCUUCUGUACUUUCGUAGCCGCUCACUUCCAGUUUCUCCUUCAGCUCAUUCUCAAAGCGUGCCAGAUCUGCAUCAAGUCUGCGGAUAUGUUUGUCCACCUGCAGUGAAAAGUUUUCAUAUAGAUUCGAAUAAAAACUCAAAUGUUAAUGCAUGCCGUCGAUUAGACUUUUUUUUUUUUAAAUAGCAAAUAUGUACAACAACGAAAAGAAACAAAUAAACUGAGUUACUAAUGGUCAGUUAUACGAGUUUGGUACUGACCAUUUCAUAUGUCUGCAUUGCAAGCUGGACUUUGUCAUCGCUGAACUCUUUGCACUUGCUGUAGGCAUUUUGAAUCUUCUGCAGAUGUUCCACUCUCUGCUCAGAGGCCAGGUUCUUCACUUUCGCAAUGUACUCCUGAGCCAGUUUGUCAAUCUCUCCUUUCUUUUCUGCACAACAACAUGAUUAUUACAGUACAAGAAUACCAAUAUAUGGCAUGAUGUUAGUAAGCCUGGUUUGGUGGUUAACUGUAUGAGAUUAAAUGGUCACCUUCAGUCCUGUUGUCAAGGUCCCGCAUCAAAGUGAAGUUUCUCUGUAGCUCACAUGGCAAGUUUUCAAUACCUAAAAAUGGAAAUCACCAUAAGUUUGAGGGAGAUAGAGGAAUACAUUCCUUUCAUAGCAGUUCACUAAGUUGUUAUGUUUCACUACAAGUAAAAUGGAACUUCUGUCCAUUAUUGGCACAAUAGCCCAACCUACCAUAGUUUUAAAAACAAUGUUAACAUGUAAUAAUACUCCUUUGUAUUAUAAGGGUGCAAGAAAACAAUAAA
Molecule: messenger RNA, 4607 nt
Organism: Eleginops maclovinus (Patagonian blennie)
Lineage: Eukaryota; Metazoa; Chordata; Actinopteri; Perciformes; Eleginopidae
Gene: cep19
Product: centrosomal protein 19
Exons: 2
Coding region: 312-788 (158 amino acids)
Biological process (GO): trans-Golgi to periciliary membrane compartment transport; microtubule anchoring at centrosome
Cellular component (GO): ciliary basal body; spindle pole; centrosome
Source: RefSeq, a predicted model, not a curated record